AUGUAUCGAAAAUUUGUAGUAACCUUCGCCCUGUUCGAGGUCGCAUUCGCUUCCUUUCUCGACGGCGAUUUAAAGCUGCUAGAUGGUGUUAAGCUUGUAUCCGUACAAGAUUCGAAUAGUAUAGAAGAUGGAAGGUCGUUCGGAAACACGCCGCUUUAUAGGAUAGCGAAGUUUCUCCAGAACCACGAGUUGCACGUUAAGUUACCGAACUUAAUCGAAAAAGAUAAGAUCAGUCAGAUAUUAACGGAAUCGAUGAAAAUUAUCGACGAUUCGAACAAGGAAAACAAUGCAACUGGACGUGGUAAGGGCGACGGUGGAGCUGGUUCCUUGGCGUUACUUGGCCUCAUGUUCGCCAAAACUCUUGGCGCUGCUGGUAUAGGAGGUCUAGGUCUUUUGACUAUGAAGGCAUUAGCAGUGUCAGCUCUCGCUUUGAUGCUGUCAGCGGUCGUUGGAAUCAAGAAGCUGACCUCCCAUGAUGACCACGACGAUCACCAGGUCAUAUAUGCUGGUCAUCACGGCCACCACAGACGACGGCGAGACAUCAAUACCCCACUACCGUACCAGGGCUGGACGGAAUACCAGAACUAG
Molecule: messenger RNA, 588 nt
Organism: Nymphalis io (European peacock)
Lineage: Eukaryota; Metazoa; Arthropoda; Insecta; Lepidoptera; Nymphalidae
Exons: 3
Coding region: 1-588 (195 amino acids)
Source: RefSeq, a predicted model, not a curated record